Sinocyclocheilus grahami is the source of this 2099-nucleotide messenger RNA. RefSeq names its product hemicentin-2-like. The record is from RefSeq and is a predicted model, not a curated record. The coding region runs from base 108 to 2099 and encodes 663 amino acids. Lineage: Eukaryota; Metazoa; Chordata; Actinopteri; Cypriniformes; Cyprinidae. The transcript is spliced from 10 exons.
UCAUUACGUUCACUUUAAUAAAACAAUGGGCUCUCCUGUAAUGUAGAGGAGCACGAGUAUGUUUACGUAACUGAAUCUGCAUUCGUUUUAGGAAUUUUUUGGGGAAAAUGAAGCACGUCUCAAAUUUGCUCUCAUCGCUCAUGUAUUUAAUCGCGUACGGCGUCUCUGGUGUCUGUACAGAUGAAGUGUCAGUGUGUGUGAUGGAGGGAGAUUCAGUCAUUCUAAACCCUCAUAUUAAAACAAACCAACAGGUUAGAAUGAAAUGGUAUUUUAAUGACAUUUGCAUAGCUCAAAUCAGUAGAGAUUGCAGACAGGCCUGCACAGAUGUUCAGUGUGAAGAUUCUGAUGAGAGAUUCAGAGACAGACUUAAGCUGGACAAUCAGACUGGAUCUCUGACCAUCAGGAACAUCAACACCACAGACUCUGGACGUUAUGAACUGGAGAUCACCAGCAAAAGCGGCAGAAUCAGUAGAAAGACAUUCAUUGUUGCUUUAUAUGGUUUUUUCGGUGUUGAUACAAGAAGAGUGUCCGUGAUGGAGGGAGAUUCUGUCAUUCUGCACACUGAUGUUACAACAACCCAGCAAAACAGAAUGACAUUUAGAUGGUAUUUUACUGGCUCUCAAAUAGCUGAAAUCACUGGAGAUCACACUGAUAUCUGUACAGAUGCUCAUGGGAAAUUUACAGGCAGACUGGCCCUGGAUCAUCAGACUGGAUCUCUGACAAUCAAAAACAUCAGAACCACAGACUCUGGACUUUAUAAACUACAGAUCACCUGGAGCAGAAGUAUCAGAAUCAUAAGGAGCUUCAAUGUUACCGUCACUGGUCUUUUUGGUUUUAGAGCCAUCUUGCCAGUUUUUGUGAAGGAGGGAGAUUCAGUCACUCUACACACUGAUGUUGAAACAAACCAACAAAAAGAUAUUAAAUGGUAUUAUGAUGGCCUUCGAGUGGCUGAAAUCAAUGGAGAUCUCAGUUUUAUCUGUACAGAUGUUCAGUGUGAAGAUGCUGAUGGGAGAUUCAGAGACAGACUGAAGCUGGACAAUCAGACUGGAUCUCUGACCAUCACAAACAUCACAACCACAGACUUUGGUCUUUAUAAAGUACAGAUCAUCAUCAGCAGCAGAAUCAGUGAAAAGAUCUUCUUUGUUGCUGUAUAUGGUGUUCCUGCUGUUAAAUCAGAUGAAAUGUCAGUGGAGGAGGGAGAAUCUGUCACUUUAAAUCCUGAUGUAAUAAAAUACCAGAAUGAUUUGCUGACGUGGUAUUUUAAUGACAUUCGCAUUGCUGAAAUCACUGGAGAUCAGCGUAAGAUCUGUACAAAUGAUCAGUGUGAAGAUGCUGAUGAGAGAUUCAGAGACAGACUGAAGCUGGAUCAUCAGACUGGAUCUCUGACCAUCACAAACCUCAGAACCACAGACUCUGGACUUUAUAAACUACAGAUCAGCAGCAGCAGCGGCGGCAGCAUCAUAAAGAGAUUCAGUCUUAUUGUUGGUAGUUUUUUCAGUGUUGUUGAUACAGAUAAAGUGUCAGUGAUGGAGGGAGAUUCAGUUAUUCUACACACUGAUGUUGAAACAAACCAACAAGGCAGAAUGAGGUGGUAUUUUAAUGGUAUUUACUUAGCUGAAAUAAGUAAAGAUAUCAGUGUUAUCUGUACAGAUGUUCAGUGUAAUGAAGGUACUGGGAGAUUCAGAGACAGACUGAAGCUGGAUCAUCAGACUGGAUCUCUGACCAUCACAAACAUCACAACCACAGACUCUGGACUUUAUCAACUACAGAUCAUCAGCAGCAGAAUCAGUCAAAAGAUAUUCAUUGUUGAUGUAGAUGGUGUUUCAGAUGUUCCUGAACGAGAUAAAAUGAAGAGAAAGUCAGUGAAGGAGGGAGAAUCUGUCACUUUUGAUCCUGCUGUAAUAAAAAACCCAAAUGAUUUGAUGAAAUGGUAUUUUAAUGACACUCCCAUCGCUGAAAUCAAUGGAAAUCUGAGUCAGAUCUGUACAGAUGUUCAGUAUAAAGAGAUGAUAGUGUUUGUCUUUAUCCAUUCCAGGUUCAGCUGCUGGUUUAAUUUACUGCCACAAGCCGUGUGCAAGAGAACAGGUGAAUCGUGUUGA